This is a messenger RNA of Thunnus maccoyii (southern bluefin tuna), 1979 nucleotides long. It is a transcript of the gene paip2b, whose product is annotated as poly(A) binding protein interacting protein 2B. The transcript is spliced from 4 exons. The record is from RefSeq and is a predicted model, not a curated record. Gene Ontology annotation, biological process: negative regulation of translational initiation. Bases 238 to 633 code for a protein of 131 amino acids. NCBI's taxonomy places the organism in Eukaryota, Metazoa, Chordata, Actinopteri, Scombriformes, Scombridae. Gene Ontology annotation, molecular function: mRNA regulatory element binding translation repressor activity. Gene Ontology annotation, cellular component: cytoplasm.
CUAUCCCCUCUCAACGUUUUAGGCAGUAAAACAACGGAUUUCUUCGUUUUUGACCAAUAACGCGAACAAAUCGACAAAGGAGACACGUGUUUGUUUAGCGUUUUGGAUAUUAAACGAAGUAUUUCUUCACUGUGCGGUGUCUUGUGACGUCCGGGACCGGAAAGGACCCCCCUCCCCACGACAGCUGGUUUGCAGAUUCUCCCCCCAUUAGCACUGAAGUUGUGUGAGCCGGCUGAGAUGAGCGGUCCAGAGGUGGCCAAGACACCGGGAGGCGGAGCUCCGGGAAAGGAGGGGAAGGAGCCGGUGGCCAAUGGGCACGCAGGAGAGGGCAGCGACGCCAACCCAUUCGCUGAAUACAUGUGGAUGGAGAAUGAGGAAGAGUAUAACAGACAGGUGGAAGAAGAGCUGUUGGAGCAGGAGUUCUUGGAGCGCUGCUUCCAGGAAAUGCUGGAGGAGGAGGACCAGGAUUGGUUCAUCCCGUCGCGUGACCUCAACAACCAGGGUGUGGGGCAGCUGCAGCAGCAGCUCAACGGCCUGUCCGUGUCCGAUCACCACAGCAACCUGGAGGAAGUGGCGAGGAAGAGCAUCUUGAAUCCCGAAGCGAAGGAGUUCGUCCCGGGGAAGAAAUACUAGGAGUCCCCCUCACCCCCAUGGAGCCUCCACACGCACACACACAGCAGUCCUCACAUAUUCUCAGAGACUCUGGCGGCCAAUGACCGCGCACACACUGAUUCUCACACACACAUGCAUGCACACACACACACACACACACACACACAAACAAAUACACUUGAAGUCAAUGGCGUGCUGGCAGGCCCAGUCGGGGGGUGGGGGGAUUUCUUUUUCUUUCUAUCUCUUUUCUUUUUGUUUCUUUAAUCUUUUUAUUUCCUGUUUGUUUCUUGUAAACUGAGGGACAUUUGGGAACUGGGGCGGGGGAGGGGUGUAAUACCAGCACCGCCCAACAGCGGGCGCUAGCUCAUCAUUGCAUUUCAGAAUACGUGUUGAUGUUUUGCAGAGUAUACAGAUCUCAUUGAUGUCCCCUCGGAACUGAGGCAGCUACCAAGGAGUGAUGCCAGGACAAAAAAAAAACUUCAAUCCAAAAAGAGUCUAAUAAACUUGAAAAAUGACUUCACAUACUUGUUAAUUUGUGUGCUGUCCAAUUGAAAAACAUUGAGGGUCUCUAAAACAAGUGAGGUUAUAGAAUGACUAACAUUUCAGGGGACUUCAUGGGUUUCUGUCGCUGCUCUGCAGAGUCAUCACAGUCAAAUCCUCUAAUGUUAGCUCCUAUGGUGUCAUAAGCUCCCUGUGACAUCACAGCUCUCGUGCAUCUAGAGAUGCAGGUUGUUAUUUGUAUCUGCAGCGGCUCUGUUCCAAACCAAAUACAGCCCCCCGCCCUCCCUGCACGCUCGUUUUUUUUUUUUUUUUUUCCCCCCGAAGUGAUCCGAGCAGACGUGGACACGUGUAAUCAUGGAUAAGAAAUUAUUUUCCCAAUUUAUGUGGAAGUCCAUGUUUAUCUUUCGUCCAGCUUUAUUAGAACAGAAGUGCGAGUUUUUUCCCCCGAUCACCAUGCAUCAAGUCAUCAUGAGUGAAGGUCAGAGCUUUUUGAACGUUAUUUUCAGUCAGUUAUAUUUUCGUUCACAGCUUCGUUCCUUUUUAAGUGUGAAUAAAUGAGGUGUAGCGAGCGGUUUUGUAACGGGGGGGGAAGUAUUCGGUGCGGAACACAGCCGCCGCCUCUUACUGCUGGAACACCUUGGUUUGUCCAGCAUCAGAUCAAGUGUCCAUACCCAAAUCAGGUUUUCAAAUAGCCUCUCCUCCUCUAUUUUUCUUCAUUAUUUUUUUCUUCAUGUUUUGAGGAUGAGGCGUUUUGUGUCUCUACUGGGUACAGUAGCCUGUGGUGUCCAUUCAGUCCUGUUUGAAGGAGGAAACGUUGGGAGGGGAUGUUCUCACAGCCAGUCUGAAUAAAGCAGUAUUGGAACAUG